AUGGAAAAUCCAAGUCAAACGCCGCUGCUGAUCCGCCUGGCCAUAACAUUGUUGUUGGCAACUAACCAGCUUACCAUGGCCUAUAACUUGGACCCAGAUUCUCGCGGUGGGAUGAUAUCAGGUCCGCCAUUCUCCACAUUGGGACAGUCACUAAUGGGGACCUUUGUAGAGUCUAUAACGUCGAUAUCCAAACAAAUGGCGGAAGAUUUGGUAUCUUUCUAUAAAGGCAAUGAGCUUGGCCAAACGCCUGGUCUUCUCCCCGACCCAUAUUACUGGUGGGAGGCUGGUGCUAUGAUGGGUACUCUCAUCGAUUACUGGUAUUAUACAGGCGAUGAUGCUUAUAAUGACAUCACCCAGCAAGCUCUCCUUUUCCAAGUCGGGGACACCAACGAUUAUAUGCCAAGAAACCAAACUCGGACAGAAGGUAAUGAUGACCAGGGCUUUUGGGGACUGACUGUCAUGUCGGCUGCCGAAUACAACUUUCCAAACCCGCCUGCCGACAAGCCACAAUGGCUUGGUCUCGCCCAAGCUGUUUUCAACACUCAGGCUUCUCGAUGGGACACAGAGUACUGCGACGGUGGUUUGCGGUGGCAAAUUUUCUCAUGGAACAAUGGCUACGACUACAAGAACUCAAUUUCACAGGCGUGCUUCUUCGCUCUCGGUGCCAGAUUGGCUCUGUAUACCGGCAACCAGACCUACGCCGAUUGGGCCGAGAAGGCGUGGGAUUGGAUGAUAGAUAUCAAGUUCAUCAACACCACAAACUGGUACGUUUAUGACGGCGCCAGUGUCAACACCAACUGUACCGUCCUCACGCCUUAUCAAUUCACCUACAACGCCGGAGGCAUGAUCCUCGGUGCAGCUGCCAUGUACAACUAUACAGAGUCGCAGGUAUGGAAGGAUCGCCUAGACAACCUCGUCACUGGCAGCAAGGUGUUCUUCACGGGCCCCCAUAACAACAUCAUGGCAGAAGUUGCAUGCGAGUCGGUCGGUACUUGCAACGUUGAUGAGCACUCGUUCAAGGCAUAUUUGAGUCGCUGGCUAGCCAACAUGACCAAAUGGGCCCCUCACACUUAUAAUACAAUCAUGCCAUACCUCCGAGCGUCUUCGAUUGCGGCGGCAAAGCAAUGUGUCGGCGGCAAGAAUAAGCGCAUGUGCGGCCUCAUCUGGAGUAACAAUACUUACGAUGGAACGACUGGGGUCGGCCAGCAAAUGGCGGCUCUUGAAGUCACCAUGGCCAACCUAAUUGGAGAAAGUAGUGCUCCCCUCACUGCCGACAGGGGAGGCACCAGCCAAGGGGACCCCGGCGGUGGUGGCAGUGAUUUGGGUCGGAAUACGCCAAAUGACCCAGACUAUGGGCCCAUUAACGGAGGCGACAGGUUUGGGGCGGCCAUUCUCACGAUCCUCGUCAUUGCGAGCGUGGUUGGGGCCAUAGGCUUCCUUUUGCUAGACGAGACAACC
This is a messenger RNA of Trichoderma atroviride IMI 206040, 1458 nucleotides long. RefSeq lists its product as uncharacterized. Gene Ontology annotation, molecular function: mannan endo-1,6-alpha-mannosidase activity. Lineage: Eukaryota; Fungi; Ascomycota; Sordariomycetes; Hypocreales; Hypocreaceae. Gene Ontology annotation, biological process: carbohydrate catabolic process; fungal-type cell wall biogenesis. The record is from RefSeq and is a predicted model, not a curated record.